ACGGUCAGGGACAGUGUAUUAGUCUGAGUAAAUAUCUUGUGCGACUCCAUACCUUUUGAUAAGAUUUUCCUCUGUCAGUAUGUAUCAACUGUGGCAAAAAUAGUUUGCAAAUGAUUCCCAAACAAUUUCUAUGUGCUUGAAGUUUUUUCAAUAUUACAGUAUGCUGAUUAAAGUGAAAACGUUAACAGGCAAAGAAAUUGAAAUCGAUAUUGAACAAACUGACAAAGUUGAACGGAUCAAAGAGAGAAUUGAAGAAAAAGAAGGCAUACCACCACAACAACAACGAUUGAUUUUUUCCGGUAAACAAAUGAAUGAUGAGAAACUUGUCCAGGAAUACAAAAUGCAAGGUGGUUCAGUAAUCCAUUUAGUACUUUCGUUGCGUGGAGGUCUAUGAUAAUCCUUUGUAUCCCCGUUCAUUAAUGGAACCAGAUUAAAUCACGUGCUCUUUGUAUUAUAUUGCAAAUAUAAGGGAGACGAGGCUUUUCGAGUUUUCGUUCCAUAUCUUUUUCACUGUUUCUCUCAUGACUUAUUCCCUUCAUAAUUAUUUUAGGUGAUAUCUGAUCUUCGCCUAUGUAUAUGUUUUAAAUUACAUUAUCGAAUACAACCUCUCACGUUGUAUUUUUGUGUAAUUGAUAGUUUACCUGUUACAAUGAAAUAAAAAAACGAGUGUGUUCUUUUUUA
Schistosoma spindalis is the source of this 681-nucleotide messenger RNA. Lineage: Eukaryota; Metazoa; Platyhelminthes; Trematoda; Strigeidida; Schistosomatidae. The record is from the annotation of a GenBank genome assembly.